This is a messenger RNA of Capra hircus (goat), 1258 nucleotides long. It is a transcript of the gene STARD10, whose product is annotated as StAR related lipid transfer domain containing 10. The transcript is spliced from 7 exons. Gene Ontology annotation, molecular function: lipid binding. The record is from RefSeq and is a predicted model, not a curated record. NCBI's taxonomy places the organism in Eukaryota, Metazoa, Chordata, Mammalia, Artiodactyla, Bovidae. The coding region runs from base 205 to 1083 and encodes 292 amino acids.
CCCCGCGCGGCCCCGGUCGCCCGGGCAGCGGCGGCGGCGGUGGCGGCAGAGGCGCUCGCACCCCCGGCCCCGGCCGGCCCCCGGCGAGUAGCGGGCACAGGUCCCUGGAAGGUGGCGUCAGCAUCUGCAGCCGCGUCGACGUUGUCGGAGCCUCCGCGGAGGACCCAGGAGAGCCGGACCAGGACCAGGGCCCUGGGCCUCCCCAUGGAGCAGUCAGCUGCCUCCCCAGAGCCCCCGGGGCCUCGGCCAGUCCUGGGCCGCGACAGCGUCCAGGUGCCCGACGACCAGGACUUCCGCAGCUUCCGGUCAGAGUGUGAGGCCGAGGCGGGCUGGAACCUGACCUACAGCAAAGCUGGUGUGUCUGUGUGGGUGCAGGCUGUGGAGAUGGAUCGUACCCUGCACAAGAUCAAGUGUCGAAUGGAGUGCCGUGAUGUGCCAGCAGAGACACUCUACGAUGUCCUACAUGACAUUGAAUACCGAAAGAAGUGGGACAGCAACGUCAUUGAAACUUUCGACAUUGCUCGCUUGACAGUCAACGCUGAUGUGGGCUAUUAUUCUUGGAGGUGUCCAAAGCCCCUGAAGAAUCGUGAUGUCAUCACCCUCCGUUCCUGGCUGCCCAUGGGCACUGAUUACAUCAUCAUGAACUACUCAGUCAAACAUCCUAAAUACCCGCCUCGGAAAGACUUGGUCCGAGCUGUGUCCAUCCAGACGGGCUACCUCAUCCAGAGCACGGGGCCCAAGAGCUGCGUCAUCACCUACCUGGCCCAGGUAGACCCCAAAGGCUCCUUACCCAAAUGGGUGGUGAAUAAAUCUUCUCAGUUCCUGGCUCCCAAGGCCAUGAAGAAGAUGUACAAAGCGUGCGUCAAAUACCCUGAGUGGAAGCAGAAGCAUCAACCACACUUCAAACCGUGGCUACACCCGGAGCAGAGCUCGUUGCCGAGCCUGGCGCUGUCGGAGCUGUCAGUGCAACAUGCGGACUCGCUGGAGAACAUCGACGAGAGCGCGGUGGCAGAGAGCCGGGAGGAUCGCACAGGCAGCGCGGGCGGCGGCGAGGGCAGCGAUGACGACACCUCGCUCACCUGAGCGCGGCACCACGGCAGGGACGGCGAUACUACGGGGCGGAGCCCAGAGGCGGCGGAUCCUCCCCCGCUUUCUCCCCUCCCCCACCUCCUGCGCCUCCUGGGGACGCUGGGCUCGGGCCCAGGCUGGCGCUGCGGCCUGGCUGGACACAGCCCCAAUAAAUGAUCCCACAGCCUCA